Messenger RNA from Dunckerocampus dactyliophorus (ringed pipefish), 4358 nucleotides. Its product is annotated as probable D-lactate dehydrogenase, mitochondrial. Gene Ontology annotation, biological process: lactate catabolic process. NCBI's taxonomy places the organism in Eukaryota, Metazoa, Chordata, Actinopteri, Syngnathiformes, Syngnathidae. Gene Ontology annotation, molecular function: flavin adenine dinucleotide binding; D-lactate dehydrogenase (cytochrome) activity; D-lactate dehydrogenase (NAD+) activity. The coding region runs from base 3452 to 3880 and encodes 142 amino acids. The record is from RefSeq and is a predicted model, not a curated record. The transcript has 7 exons. Gene Ontology annotation, cellular component: mitochondrion.
CGAAGUCGGAAAAGACGGAAGUUAGCACAUCACCAAGAGGACCAGAGGCGGAGUAGUUUUCGGGGAAGCACUGACGUGGCCGCGGGAAAUUGAAGUGUGGUGAAUUUGAGGGAAAAGGAAGAGUGCGAGAUAAGGAAUCUAAUAAGUGUUGACGAUACAGUUGAGAGGUUUGAUAUCUGGACUGGAGGUGGGUUGUGGGAAGCGGGCUCCAUAGGUUUCGCCCGACAGCCUAUAUGGGCCCGGUACGACGUGACCGGUGCACCACGACCCCCAACCAACCAAAAGAGACACGAAGAGCUGGUGGCGGUGGUGCGGAGGGAGCUGAAGUGCGAGUGCAACCAAGCGGUACCGUGAGUGUAACAAUGGGCUGUAGUUCAGAUGAUGGUGGUGAUGAAGGGCAGAUGAGAUGGAGUACACACAUGUUAAAAUAGCAAGGAAACAGUCAUGGGCAGAAGCAAGCAGCGAAAAAGAUGAUGAUGGAAGCCAAACAAAGAAAAAAAUAGGAGCUAAAACAAACGGUAAAGAAGAGUGUGGUGAAGAAUGCAAAGUUAUUAUUACAAUGAGCAAAGAUAAAGGACAUUUUCAUUCAUCCAGUUCAUCUGACUAAAGCAAUUGAAAAAGAAAUAGGGAACGUUAAAUACGCCAAAAUGCUCAAUAACAGAAGAAUACUAAUAUCAGCAGCAAGGACAUAUGAUGAAGUUGAAGUACCUUGAUGGUGGAGAAAUACAAGUACACAGGAGAGGAGGAGUCAAAACUGACAGUUUGUCUGUAGUACUUGUAUUUGAAAAGGCAAUACCGACAGACAUACGUAUAGGGGGUAUGAAUUUUAGGGUGUGGGAGUACAUCCCACAACCACUAAGAUGCUAUAAAUGCCAGAGAAUGGGACACACAGCACAGCAAUGCCAAUGGAGGCAAAGGUGGGCAAAAUGUGGUGGACAUCAUGACUACGGGAUGUGUGCUAGCCAUGCUAAGCUAAGAUGCUGCAGUUGUGGAGGAGAACACAGUGGUGGAUGUGAAGUUCAAAGACACGCAAAGAAGUGCAAAAAUAUCAAAGAGAGAAUAAGCUAUCAUAUGCUGAAGCAGUAAAGAAUCUAGCUAUGUGUGUCAUGAAUAAAUAAACCAGUAGAGACUCAGGAAACUCAUAUAGAACAUACAGGACAUGCAGGAGGACUUCCUCAGAGAACACGCCAUGGAAGAUCUCAAUUAGAAUGGACCGCCCCCCCACAGCACUGUAACCAUAAGAGUGGGACAGAAGAAGACACAUUAGUUGGAAAGAAGAAGAACUUUGUAGCUUUGAUAUGUCAAGUCAUCAAUGUGGCCAUCAGGCAAGAAAGGAAAAGUGACAGGAUCAAAACGGUUGUGGAAGCUGCAGAACAAUAUUGAAACAUCAAGGACGUGAAAGCAGAAGAAAUACAUGCUAUGUUGGCUCUCCACAAUGAUGCAGGACCACAGAACGUUCAUCCAACACAUCACGGUACUCCACAUCCUACCAUGGAAUGCAAGAAGUUUCAUAGCCAACGGACAAGAACUUAAGAAAUGUAGAAGAGGAAGUGGGAAAAGACCUGAUAUGAUAUGUGUGCAAGAAACAUGGCUUAGACCCCAUGUGGAUGAUGAGUUGCAUGGCUAUGAAUCAGUGCCAUUCCAUAGAAAAGAAAAGCAACGUUUGUGAGGGAUGGAAUAACAUCCAAUAGAAUAGCAACAUGAACUGAAAUAGAAUGUGUGCUUAUUGAAAGACAUCAAGCAAAUAGAAAUGUCAUCAUGAUUCAUAUGUAUAACCAGUGUCAACUAUUAGAUGGUGAACCAUUGGAGAAGAUCAUAAGCAGGCAUGGUGCUAGAGAGAUCUGGUGUGGGGACUUGAAUGCACGUCAUAGCAAACUGAUCACAAUGGAGCAGUAGUGGAAGCAUUCAUGGAUAUCACACAGUUAGUCUGCUUCAACAGGGGAAAUGUUAGAAGAAUAGAUAUACGCUCAAAUAGAAUGUCUUGGAUUGGUUGAACAUCGCUUGGCAAGUUCCUGAGAAUGGAAUGUACAUGAAAACACAAGUAUAGGAAGUGAUCAUUUCCCCAGAAGUUGGACAGCAAACACCCAAGUAGAUGUCAAAGAAAGACCCAGACAGAAAAAGUGGUGCAUUGGGGAAAAUUCAGGGAGGAAUGUAGCAAAGCAGCAAAUUCAAUAGCAAUGGAAGGUGGCAUAGAGGAAUGCACAGUUAAGAUGACAAAUAAGAUCAUAGAUGCAGCAAUGAAAAGUAUACCUUGGAAGUCAGUUGCAGGGGAAGGAAAAUGGUUCCAUGGUGGAAUGAAAAGUGCACAACAGCUGGAAAAGAGCGAAAUAGCGCACUAAGAAGGUUAAGGAGGAACCUCAGUCAAGAAAAUGUCAUCAAUGAGCAGAGGCCAAAGAGUAAUUAAAAGCAGUAAAGAAAAGGCAUGGAGGGAUUAUUGCUCUGCCAUUGGAAGGCAAAUCAAGAUAGGAGAUGUAUGGUCAAUGUUGAAGAAGAUGAGUGGGAAAAAGGUGUUUGUUCAAACAUGAAUAUUAGCAUUGAAUAAACCUGGUAAGGAUCCAAAGCAUCCUGAGAACUAUAGACCUGUUGCUCUAACAUCACAUCUAUGCAAAUGGAUGGAGAAAGUACCGUACUAGUCAGAAGACUUCAUUAUUUCCUUGAACGUCCACAGUUACUUGCAACUUCUCAGUGUGGUUUUAGAAAAGGACGGUCAACAAUGGAUGCUGUAGUGAAAGUAAGCCAUGAAAUAGAGAAGAGCUUUCCAAUGGAAAACUUGAUGAAUAUUCUAUUCUUUGAUAUUGAAAAGGCUCCAUGUGGCGGGAAGGAUUAUGUAGAUAUUUCUACAGAUGGGUGAAGAAGUGAAGGAGGGAAGGUGGGGAUUGGAAUCUAUGUACCAUCCAUGAACUAUAGCAUUGCAACAAGAUGACCUGAUCAGGUUUCCCUUCAUACAGCAGAAAUGAUGGCGAUGAUUAUUGGCCUGCAAUGGAUAGAGGAAAUCAAAGCAGAUAGAGUGCUAUGUUGUGUGGACUCUGGCAGCCUUAUACAGUAUUCAUCAUAUGGAAUGGACAGUCGCCUGCUCGCUACAAGAAAACUAAACGGUGAAAGAGUUGCUGAAGGAGCGACUCAUGGCGGCAGCUGAUGAAAUAUUGGCGAUGUUUGAAAAAAUGAAAGUUUCCAAAGAGGAGGAACUUUCCCGAACGAGAGAGGAGAAGGAGCGACUUCGACAACAACUGGAAGCUAUUAGCAAGAAUGGAGGAUUGCUACACCUUGGAGACGUCCAGAAGCUGAUCGGUCAUCAAGAACAACGUUCCCUUCAACAAAAGCCCCAGGCUCUCCACGUUAAAGAGGAAGAGGAGGAACUUCAGGAUGAAGAAGCUUUGAGCGGCGACACAGACGGUGAAGGGCGCCACCCUGGACGGUGCACUUUGUCAAUUCCGAUCAAUAUGCGGAGAGGAUGGCGUGUCGGUGGGAUCUGCUGUCAGAGAGCGACACGGCAAAGAUGAAUCCGUGCACAGAUGCCGUCCGCCGGAUGUGGUGGUUUUUCCACGUUGUGUGGAGGAAGUCAGCGGCCUGGUCCAAAGUCUGCCAUAGCCGAUGCCUUCCCAUCAUCCCGUUUGGUAGCGGAACCGGCCUGGAGGGAGGGGUCGGAGCAGUGAAGGAGGAUUUUGAUGUGACGGUGGAGCCCGGUGUGACCCGGAAGACUCUCAAUGCCGACCUGCGGGACACAGGACUCUGGUUUCCUGUUGAUCCUGGACUGAUGGCAGCCUGCAGUGCAUCCACCACCAAUGGAACCAUGAGAGAAAAUGGAGGCGGUCCAAUACUUGCUGACGGGACUAUCAUCCACACUCCUGGCCAGUGUCUCCGAGGCGGUCCAUGCGUGUAGUCCACAGCCAGGAAGGCAAAGGAAUCCAUCCCACUUCGAUGGCUAUGAAGAGGAACAUCACGAUGAAGAGGAUCUGGAGGCCUUUUCCCUUCAACCACUUGACUCCAGUCUUUCUGUGAUCUGAAUGAGAGAAGAUGGAAGAACAUGCUGCUUCUAAAAAAAACACUAUGGGGCUUCAUGGCUGGGGGGGUGUGAGAGCAGACCCCAGUCAGGGCCAGCAAGUGAAAUAAAAGUGUGUAGUCGGCUUUAAAGAGAUUGUGUCAGGAUUCUUACGCACAAUGACAUGGUGAAUGAAUGAAUGCAUGACGACUAUAAUCAUUCAUUAUUGUCGUAAUGAAUGAUCGUGAAAGCACCCGCUCCCUGAAAUGCUGUAGCUAGCAUGCUGACUCCUAGCCCUGAUGAGCUAACAUGCCAACAUGCUAACAGCACACUUUAUAUUACGUUUACACAGAUGAAAAUGGCCUAAAUGCUAACAUUA